AUGUCUUCGGGUAUCAUGCAAAAGGUCAACACUUCCCUCCGACUUGCGCAGCUGCGUGAGCUUAUGAGGCGCAACAACGUCACCACUUACAUCGUGCCGCCGGAUGAUUCCCACGCUUCUGAAUACGUGGCAGACUGCUUCAACCGCUCAGCUUACAUUUCAGGGUUCAGCGGGGGCUCAGGGUGGGCUGCCAUCAGUGAAGAGGGUGCAGCUCUCACCACCGACGGUCGAUACCUCAAGCAGGUCGCGCGACAGCUAGACGGCAACUGGACGUUGUUUGACGACGGCUGGGAGGACUGGCUGGCUGAGAAAUGCAAGGAUGGCAAGUCGGCCGCCGUCGAUCCCACCCUAAUGUCGCCAGCGGUCGCCGAGGAGCUGACAGAGAUAAUCCAGAAGGCGGGAGGCUCUGGACUAGUUGCCGUGACGGACAACCUGGUUGACAAGAUCUGGGGCGAUGAGCAACCACCCCCGCCGACCUGCAGUGUUUUCAUUCACCCUGACAAGUAUGCCGGCAAGUCUGUCAAGGCGAAGCUCGCUGAGCUCCGCGACGUCAUCUUGAAAAAUGACGCUUCCGGCAUGUACAUAACUAUGCUGGAUGAGGUUGCCUGGCUCUUCAACCUGCGUGGAAGCGAUGUCAGGUACAACCCAGUAUUUUAUAGCUACGCCUUUGUCGCAACCGACAAGGCCGUGCUGUACGUCGAUGCGCUCAAGGUCGAUGAGUCCGUCAACAAACACCUCGCAGUAAACAAUGUCAGCGUCAAGCCCUACGACAGCUUUUACGGGGAUGUUGACCAAGCUACCGAGGGCAAGUACCUAAUCACCAACAAGGCGCCGUGGGCUCUAAGAGCCGCUUUCCGUGGCGACAGGGCAGUGGAAGUCGGAGCAAUCGCUCAAGCCAAAUCAAUCAAGAACGCGGUGGAGCUUCAAGGAAUGCGCGCCUGCCAUAUCCGUGAUGGUGCUGCGUUGACAUCGUAUUCUGCCUGGCUCGAGCACCAGCUCAUAGUAGAGAACACCACUAUCACCGAGGCGGAGGCAGCGGAUAAGCUCUUGGCGCUACGCAAAAAGCAGCCUCUUUUCGUUGGCAACUCCUUUGAGACAAUUUCUUGCACCGGAUCAAACGCCGCCAUCACGCACUAUCAUGCCAGACAUGGUACCAGCUCGGUGAUUGACCCCAACGCCGUGUACUUUUGCGACUCUGGCGGUCAGUACUAUGACGGCACUACUGACACCACCCGCACAUUUCAUUUCGGUACACCGAGCGACCAGGAAAAGGAGGCAUAUACGCGCGUUCUGAAAGGACUUAUUGCCCUUCACCGAGCUGUAUUCCCUAGGGGAGUAACCGGUCAUGCUUUGAAUGUUCUUGCUAAACAGUUUCUCUGGAACGUUGGUCUUAAUUUCCGCCAUGGCACCGGUCAUGGUGUCGGUUCCUUCUUGAAUGUCCAUGAGGGUCCGAUGGGCAUCGGUAGUCGUCCUUCCUUUAUGAAACACCCUUUACGACCUGGCAAUGUGCUCUCCAACGAGCCUGGGUGCUAUCAAGACGGCAGCUUUGGCAUUCGCAUUGAAAACAUCAUGAUUGUUGUCGAGGUCAGGACAAAAAACUGUAGCAGUACACCAUUCUAUGGGUUUGAGAAUGUGACAAUGGUUCCCUACUGUAGGAACUUGAUUGACUCGUCUUUUCUCAGCCCGGAGGAGAAGGAUUGGAUCAAUGCGAGGAAUGCAGAGACACUGGAAAAGACGCAGGAUGUUGUGGCAAAUGACGAAGUUGCGCUCGCAUGGCUGAAGCGCAACACCGAGCCGCUAUGA
Molecule: messenger RNA, 1803 nt
Organism: Akanthomyces muscarius
Lineage: Eukaryota; Fungi; Ascomycota; Sordariomycetes; Hypocreales; Cordycipitaceae
Exons: 4
Coding region: 1-1803 (600 amino acids)
Molecular function (GO): metalloaminopeptidase activity
Source: RefSeq, a predicted model, not a curated record